Hyaena hyaena (striped hyena) is the source of this 5885-nucleotide messenger RNA. RefSeq names its product adenylate cyclase 6 (gene ADCY6). Gene Ontology annotation, biological process: adenylate cyclase-activating G protein-coupled receptor signaling pathway; adenylate cyclase-inhibiting G protein-coupled receptor signaling pathway; intracellular signal transduction. Gene Ontology annotation, molecular function: adenylate cyclase activity. The transcript has 22 exons. NCBI's taxonomy places the organism in Eukaryota, Metazoa, Chordata, Mammalia, Carnivora, Hyaenidae. Gene Ontology annotation, cellular component: plasma membrane. The coding region runs from base 77 to 3571 and encodes 1164 amino acids. The record is from RefSeq and is a predicted model, not a curated record.
CCCCCGUCAAAUCUGUGCGCAAGGUGGCCAUAGGAGCAGCUUCACAGGACUUUGGUGAAGAUCAGAUGGAAUUAGCAUGUCCUGGUUUAGUGGUCUCCUGGUCCCCAAGGUGGAUGAACGGAAAACAGCCUGGGGUGAACGCAAUGGGCAGAAGCGUCCACGCCGUGGGACUCGGACCAGUGGCUUCUGCACGCCCCGCUAUAUGAGCUGCCUCCGGGAUGCACAGCCCCCCAGCCCCACCCCUGCAGCUCCCCCUCGGUGCCCCUGGCAGGAUGAGACCUUCAUCCGGAGAGGUGGCCCAGGCAAGGAGCUGGGGCUGCGGGCGGUGGCCCUGGGCUUUGAGGACACUGAGGCAAUGGCAGCGGUCAGGGCAGCCGAGGUGGCACCUGACGUGGCAGCCAGGGGUAGGCGGUCCUGCUGGCGCCGUUUGGCCCAGGUGUUCCAGUCCAAGCAGUUCCGCUCGGCCAAGCUGGAGCGCCUGUACCAGCGGUACUUCUUUCAGAUGAACCAGAGCAGCCUGACUCUGCUGAUGGCAGUGCUGGUGCUGCUGACUGCCGUGCUGCUAGCCUUUCAUGCCGCACCUGCCCGCCCUCAGCCUGCCUAUGUGGCCCUGCUGGCCUGUGCCGCCACCCUCUUUGUGGCGCUCAUGGUGGUGUGUAACCGGCACAGCUUCCGCCAGGACUCCAUGUGGGUGGUGAGCUACGUGGUGCUGGGCAUCCUAGCAGCUGUGCUGAUUGGGGGUGCCCUGGCAGCCAACCCCCGCAGCCCCUCUGUGGGCCUCUGGUGCCCCGUGUUUUUUGUCUACAUCACCUACACGCUCCUGCCUAUCCGCAUGCGGGCGGCUGUCUUCAGUGGCCUGGGCCUCUCCACCCUGCAUCUGAUCUUGGCCUGGCAGCUCAACCAUGGUGAUGCCUUCCUCUGGAAGCAGCUUGGUGCCAACAUGCUGCUGUUCCUCUGUACCAAUGUCAUCGGCAUCUGUACACACUACCCGGCUGAAGUGUCUCAGCGCCAGGCCUUUCAGGAGACCCGUGGUUACAUCCAGGCCCGGCUGCACCUGCAGCAUGAGAAUCGGCAGCAGGAACGGCUGCUGCUGUCGGUAUUGCCCCAGCAUGUUGCCAUGGAGAUGAAAGAAGAUAUCAACACAAAGAAAGAAGAUAUGAUGUUCCAUAAGAUCUACAUCCAGAAGCAUGACAAUGUCAGCAUCCUGUUUGCAGACAUUGAAGGCUUCACCAGCCUGGCAUCCCAGUGCACUGCGCAGGAGCUGGUCAUGACCCUGAAUGAGCUCUUUGCCCGGUUUGACAAACUGGCUGCGGAAAAUCAUUGCCUGAGGAUCAAGAUCUUAGGGGACUGUUACUACUGUGUGUCGGGGCUGCCAGAGGCCCGAGCAGACCAUGCCCACUGCUGUGUGGAGAUGGGGGUGGACAUGAUCGAGGCCAUCUCGCUGGUGCGUGAGGUGACAGGUGUGAACGUGAACAUGCGCGUGGGCAUCCACAGCGGGCGUGUACACUGUGGCGUCCUUGGCCUGCGGAAAUGGCAAUUCGAUGUGUGGUCCAAUGACGUGACUCUGGCCAACCACAUGGAGGCGGGGGGCCGGGCCGGCCGCAUCCAUAUCACUCGGGCCACACUGCAGUACCUGAAUGGGGACUACGAGGUGGAGCCAGGUCGUGGUGGUGAGCGUAACGCAUACCUCAAGGAGCAGCACAUUGAGACCUUCCUCAUCCUGGGAGCCAGCCAGAAACGGAAAGAAGAGAAGGCCAUGCUGGCCAAGCUGCAGCGUACGCGGGCCAACUCCAUGGAAGGGCUGAUGCCACGCUGGGUGCCUGAGCGUGCCUUCUCCCGGACCAAGGACUCCAAGGCUUUCCGCCAGAUGGGCAUUGAUGAUUCCAGCAAAGACAACCGGGGUGCCCAAGAUGCCCUGAACCCUGAGGAUGAGGUAGAUGAGUUCCUGGGCCGUGCCAUUGAUGCCCGCAGCAUCGAUCAACUGCGGAAGGACCAUGUGCGCCGCUUUCUGCUCACCUUCCAGAGAGAGGAUCUUGAAAAGAAGUACUCACGGAAGGUGGACCCCCGCUUCGGAGCCUACGUAGCCUGUGCGCUGUUGGUCUUCUGCUUCAUCUGCUUUAUCCAACUCCUCGUUUUCCCACACUCAACCCUGAUGCUUGGGAUCUAUGCCGGUAUCUUCCUGCUGUUGCUGAUCACUGUGCUGACCUGUGCCGUGUACUCCUGUGGCUCUCUCUUCCCCAAGGCCCUGCAACGCCUUUCCCGCAGCAUUGUCCGUUCUCGGGCACACAGCACUGUGGUUGGCAUCUUUUCAGUCUUGCUUGUGUUCACCUCUGCCAUCGCCAACAUGUUCACCUGUAACCACACUCCCAUACGGACUUGUGCAGCCCGGAUGCUGAAUGUAACACCCGCUGACAUCACUGCCUGCCACCUGCAGCAGCUCAAUUACUCUCUGGGCCUGGAUGCUCCCCUGUGUGAGGGCACCGCACCCACUUGCAGCUUCCCUGAGUACUUCGUUGGGAACAUGUUGCUGAGUCUCUUGGCCAGCUCUGUCUUCCUGCACAUUAGUAGCAUCGGGAAGUUGGCAAUGAUCUUUGUCCUCGGGCUCAUCUAUUUGGUGCUGCUUCUGCUGGGCCCACCAGCCACCAUCUUUGACAACUAUGACCUGCUGCUUGGUGUCCAUGGCUUGGCUUCUUCCAAUGAGACCUUCGAUGGGCUGGACUGCCCAGCUGCAGGGAGGGUGGCACUCAAAUACAUGACCCCCGUGAUUCUGCUGGUGUUUGCUCUAGCACUGUAUCUGCAUGCCCAGCAGGUGGAAUCAACUGCUCGUCUGGACUUCCUCUGGAAACUUCAGGCAACAGGAGAGAAGGAGGAGAUGGAGGAGCUCCAGGCAUACAACCGAAGGCUGCUGCAUAACAUUCUGCCCAAGGACGUGGCUGCCCACUUCCUGGCCCGGGAGCGCCGGAAUGAUGAGCUCUACUAUCAGUCGUGUGAGUGUGUGGCUGUCAUGUUUGCCUCCAUUGCCAACUUUUCUGAGUUCUAUGUGGAGCUGGAGGCAAACAAUGAGGGCGUCGAGUGCCUGCGGCUGCUCAACGAAAUCAUCGCUGACUUUGAUGAGAUCAUCAGCGAGGAGCGGUUCCGGCAGCUGGAGAAGAUCAAGACGAUUGGUAGCACCUACAUGGCUGCCUCAGGGCUGAAUGCCAGCACCUAUGAUCAGGCGGGCCGCUCCCACAUCACUGCCCUGGCCGACUAUGCCAUGCGGCUCAUGGAGCAGAUGAAGCACAUCAACGAGCACUCCUUCAACAAUUUCCAGAUGAAGAUUGGGCUGAACAUGGGCCCAGUCGUGGCAGGCGUCAUUGGGGCUCGGAAACCACAGUAUGACAUCUGGGGGAACACCGUGAAUGUCUCUAGCCGUAUGGACAGCACGGGGGUCCCUGACCGAAUCCAGGUGACCACGGACUUGUACCAGGUUCUAGCUGCCAAGGGCUACCAGCUGGAGUGUCGAGGGGUGGUCAAGGUGAAGGGCAAGGGGGAGAUGACCACCUACUUCCUCAAUGGGGGCCCCCCCAGUUAGCAGGGCCCAGCUACAAAUUCAGCUCACAGGACCAAGGUGGGCAUUUGAGUGGACUCUGCUCGCUGGGCGGCACUAUGGGAGGGGGCAUCGAGCCUCCAGACCCUGCUGACCACAAAAGGGAACACCCCAGCAGGAUGUGCUUGGACUAUGCUUGUCUGCCCUCAGGCUGGUGAACAGGGGAACCAAGAGGAUUAUGGAAGUGACUUUUACUUUUCUAAUUGGGAUAGGGCUGUUCCCUCUCCUCUCUUCCAGCUUUUUGGGAGCAGGGGAGGGGGCAGGGCAGCAGCAGAGACAGCAGGGAUUAAAAUGGCAGCUUGCCAUGCCUACCUUUUCCCUGUCUGUCUGGGUAACAGACUCAGGGCUGGGCCCUUGUUUUCCCUCUUUUUCCUGGGAAUAUUUUGUACAAAGACUGGGGCAGGCAUGAGGAGUGCCUAUUCCAUGUUUGCCUCUGCUAUGCCUGCAUUCCCAGCACUGGCCUUGGGUACCCUACCCCAGUCAGGUCUCCCUCCUAGGCACAGGGCAGAGGAAGGAGAUGCUCUGGGGACUCUGCUCUAUCCAUAUUUCAGGGGAAUGUUUCCAUUUGCCAAAUCUUAGUCCCAUGAUCUGUCCCCAAAGGGGAACAAAGGGACUUUUGACAGUUUAGAUUUAGCCCUAGUUCCUGCACAGCUCUAGGAAAAGGGGCAUCUGGCCUCAUUGGUACUGUGAAAACGCCCAGCCAGAAAGCAAGCAUGUAUGUGGGAUGUCAAAAGGUCAGGAGCUGGAAGUUCACCUGCAGAUGCCCAAGAAAGCAGGCUGGCCAAGGAGUGGGGUGGUACCAGACUCUUGAUCUGAGGGCCCCACUGGAGUCAGGAUCAGGUCACUCUGCACCCAUGCUCUCUUGCUGUCUGCUGGCAAGGGGGCGCAGAGCAUCUCUACCCCUUCUGUUGCCAAAUAGAAAAGGGUCAGGGCGUGUGGAUGGUGACCCUGAUCCUAAACCUGUCCUCCCCGGUCUUUGGCACUGGGGAGGCCCUGUGCAUCUGUGUAAUGUAUGUGCCUGUCAGCCUUUUUUUUGUGUGUAUCUGUUUCCAGGUCUGUGUGUAUCCUUAUGCUUCUCCUCAGCUCUCCACCCUGGUUUGCCUCUCCUGUGGGCCUCUAUCUUCUGGGAAUAAGGCAGGGUUUCCGAUUUCAGGGGAUGGGGAGAGCCGCCUAAGUUGUACAGGAGUAGCAUGGGAUGUGGCAGCAAGAGGAAGGUGGCCCUGGGGAGAGGAGUCCUUUUUGUGCCAAAUCCCUAAGUGCCAUUUGGGGGCCGUGUGUGCAGCAUGACUGUCUCCCUGCCUUGGGGCAGGGUCCCAAGCGCCUGCUUGAGCCUCAGUGCUCCAUGGACUUGAACUGUCUGGGUUUGGCGGGCAGAGGCUCAGGAAUUUCCUAGGCUCCCCAGUUGGUGGUAUACUUUGGGACUGGCAUAGCAUGGGAUCUCUCUGAGGACCCAGAUACUGGUACUAGGGGAUGGAGCAAGGGAACCUGAAACUUGGCUUUCCCCAGCCUUCAGUCUCAGUCUAGCAUGUCCUGGAUCCCCAGUCCUCAUGAAGCCUGCAAGGACUGGAAGGAGGGUCAGGAGGUUGGACUUUAGAUUCCCUUCCUGUCUCUGCCUUCCUUUUACUCCUUUCCCUGCAACCUCCUUGUCUCAGGCCUGAUUUAGUUGGUGCCUUGGUUUCUCUGUCUGUAGCUAUUUAAGCCAGAGGCAUUAGCCUGAAUUUUGCUUGAAGAUCAUUUUGUCUUAAAGGUGAUUAGAGAGACAGAGAAGAGGGUUCCAGAGCUGCUGAGUUUGGGGAAUGGAAGGGGUGGGUGGCACCCUUGCCCUUCCACAUGUCCUUUCUUGACUCCAGCUCCUUGCAGAGGCCUGGUUUCUGGCUUAUACUGCCUGCCUUGGGGGAUCUUCAUGCAUCAGUCAAGUGGGCCAUCAGGCACUUCAUUAGCUGUGGCAGGAGGAGGGGAAAAGACUAGUUGGUCCAGAGAGAAGAUCAACUCCCAUCUCUCCAGACAUAUCCCUGGAUAGGAAAGGGACUGCUUGGAGCCCUGGGGUAGGAGUAGGGGUGUAAGGAGACCAGAGUGGGAACUCAGUCUUGGGUGAUUUGUCUUUGCUUCUUGUCAAGUGGGAGGGACCUGUCCAAUACCCUGAAUCCCCAUACCACAGUGCCAGCCAUGCCCUUUUCCUGGGCUACCAUUGCCUCCUUUCUCACCAGUUGGUGGGGGAGUCAGUGCGUGGGAGGCCCAAGGACUUUGGUUUUACAAUGUAACCACUGUGGGGGGGGGGGAGGGUGGUAUACCAUGUAUU